CGCAAAGGUCCGACCUUGCAACCCGAGGUGAGAGGCGCAGACAUGCCUCUUCUCAAGAACAAAGCCGCUGUUAUAUUCGGGAAAGUCUUCACGACGUGACUGCUACAUAGAUGCUACACGGCAAAAGAAGUCAGCCAGACGAAAGAAAAAGGGUUUACAUGGAUGGAUCGCUUCUACAUUGCGUCGUCAACGGCACGAACGUCACACGUCGACGGUGAAGGGAAUUCGAACAGAAUCAACUAUGAUGCGGGUGCGCUGCGGUGCCUAUAGGAUAGGCCUUGACACGUCAAUGAAACGCAAUCAGCAAUGUCUACGAGGGCAGGAGCCAUGCAUCCUGACAGCGGCUGCUCAAAUCUUGAAUGUCACUCUCAUUGGUCACAUUGAUCUCGUAUCGGCCGCAUAUCGCAUCUGGUUUAACUUAAUUGCGCAGCAUCCUCACUGAGGCUUAAUUUGGAGAUGAGACCACACAAAAGCAAGGGAGGGAAGGCGCAAUCAGACACAUUGGUGUAGCGAGCAAGGGUUGGAAUUUAGCCAACAUGCAUACUGUCGCCUAGGGUUUCUUGCUCGAAGAGGAGAUCUUUAUACCUGGCUCUCAUGGAGCGCGCAGACAGUCACUACU
Ceraceosorus bombacis is the source of this 619-nucleotide messenger RNA. NCBI's taxonomy places the organism in Eukaryota, Fungi, Basidiomycota, Exobasidiomycetes, Ceraceosorales, Ceraceosoraceae. The record is from the annotation of a GenBank genome assembly.